Myodes glareolus (Bank vole) is the source of this 657-nucleotide messenger RNA. The record is from RefSeq and is a predicted model, not a curated record. NCBI's taxonomy places the organism in Eukaryota, Metazoa, Chordata, Mammalia, Rodentia, Cricetidae.
AUGCCUGGAACCCACUCAGUGGAUCUGUACAAGGAUGUGAUGCUGGAGAAUUACAGCAACCUGGUGUUCCUGGGCCUUGCUGUCUCUAAGCCAUACCUGGUGACAUUUCUGAAGCAAAGACAAGGACCUUGGGAUGUGAAGGAACAAGCACCAGCCCCUGUGCAUCCAGGAACAAUACACAGUGGUUGUAACAAUUAUAGCAAAGCUACUGAUUAUAACUCACUCCUUAUUCAACACCAGAAAAUUCAUACAGGGAAAAAACCCUACAAGUGUGAAGAAUGUGGUAAGGCCCUUAGUUCUUAUAAAACACUUUCUAUACACAAGAGACUUCACACUGGAGAAAAACCCUUCACCUGUAAAGAAUGUCACAAGGCCUUCAAAACUUGCUCAUCACUUUUUAUAUACCAGAAAAAUCAUACUGAUGAAAAAUCCUACAAGUGUGGAGAAUGUGGCAGAUUCUACUAUCCUUCAAUGCUGAAACAGCAUCAAAGGAUUCAUUCUAGAGAGAAAACCUACAAGUGUGAAGAAUGUGGAAAAACAUUUUCCUCUGCCUUAAUCCUUAACCAACAUAAAGGAAUUCAUUCUGGAGAAAAUCCCUAUAAGUGUAAAGACUGUGGAAAAAGAUUUUACUGUUCUCCUUUAGGAAACACACAAUAG